This is a messenger RNA of Carassius carassius (crucian carp), 1629 nucleotides long. RefSeq names its product transcription factor p65-like. The record is from RefSeq and is a predicted model, not a curated record. Gene Ontology annotation, cellular component: cytoplasm. Gene Ontology annotation, biological process: response to cytokine; cellular response to stress; inflammatory response. Gene Ontology annotation, molecular function: DNA-binding transcription factor activity, RNA polymerase II-specific; RNA polymerase II cis-regulatory region sequence-specific DNA binding. The transcript is spliced from 7 exons. The annotation marks the transcript as partial. NCBI's taxonomy places the organism in Eukaryota, Metazoa, Chordata, Actinopteri, Cypriniformes, Cyprinidae.
UUUCCAGAAUCUGGGGAUUCAGUGCGUGAAGAAGAAGGAUGUGGGAGACGCAGUUUCCUGUCGCCUGCAAACACAGAACAACCCCUUUAAUAUUCCUGAGCCCCAGAUCUGGGAGGAGGAGUACGAUCUGAACGCGGUGCGUCUGUGCGUCCAGGUGUCCAUCACGCUGCCCAGCAGAGAGCUGUUUCCUCUGGAGCCCGUGGUCUCUCAGCCCAUCUACGACAACCGCGCUCCCAACACGGCCGAGCUCAAGAUCUGCCGGGUCAACAGGAACUCAGGCAGCUGCCGCGGAGGAGACGAGAUCUUCCUGCUGUGUGAUAAAGUGCAGAAGGAGGACAUCGAGGUGCGGUUCUUCCAGGACUCGUGGGAGAGCAAGGGCUCGUUCUCUCAGGCUGAUGUUCACCGGCAGGUGGCUAUCGUCUUCCGCACGCCUCCGUACCGCGACCCUAACCUGACGGAGCCGGUGCGUGUGAAGAUGCAGCUGCGCAGACCGUCUGACCGAGAGGUCAGCGAGGCCGUGGACUUCCAGUACCUGCCGGCUGACCCCGAUGAGCACAGACUGAUGGAGAAGCGCAAGAGAACCGAAGGGAUGCUGCAGAACCUCAAACUGAGCAGCAUCAUCACAGGAUCCUCUGUGCCAGCAGACAGACGGCCGUUCAGUACAGCUAAGCGAACACUGGGCCUGUCUAAGCCCCCAGCAGCCAGCAGUCUCUCAGCAGCGGCGUCUGCAGGUGUGCCGGUGAAGUCCUCGUUCUUCUCUCCUGCUCCUGGUCAGUUGUUCGCUCCGGCCGCUCAGACUUCACUCAAACCGGAUCCGUCGAGCUCCGGCGACUCGUGGAAGUUCCUGCAGAGUCUGACGGUGGACUCCCAGCCCGCGCCUGCGGUGUUCCCGAGCCAGAGCGGCCCGCAGGACUUCCCCACGGUCAACCUGUCGGACCUGCAGGACUUCCCCAUGAGCGGCUUCGUCCCGGCCGAGCCCCCGAGCGCCGCUCCCCAGGACGCCUUCAGUGACGUGCUGCCAGACUUCUCCAGCUUCUCCGAGGUGGACAACAUCAACAUCGAGGACUUCCAGGCGCUGCUGGGCGAGGCCAGGCCUGCGGACGACCCCCCGGGGGGCAGCGGCUCCACCUGGAUGUCCAUCCCCCCCAGCAUCGCCAGCCUGAUCCACAGCGAGGGCCUGCAGGAGAGCACCCCCCACACAGUCCUGGACGACCUGGAGGUGCUCAGCUCCAUCGACGACGACCGCUUCAUGUCCAUCCUGUCCAGCUCAAACCAGGUGGGCUUCCUGUCCGGACACCCCACCUAGAGCAGCGGUGAUGACUGACCACUGUGUGCCUUACUGAGCGGCUCGGCCAAUCACUGCGCAGCAUCCACUGCCUCGCCGGCCAAUGACCGCUCAGAACACUGACCACUGUAGACACUUUUAAAGGAGCAUCGCACCAUUUAUUUAAACAGUAAACAUGUGUUUUGAAGCCAGUUACGUUUUAUUGAUAAUUAAUCUUUUAAAGUGUAAUAAACUGGAGGGAUAUAACAUUAACAAUUUAGUUAUUCUUUUAAAAAGUAAAGGUUUUAUGCCGUUGUUCGCUGGCCAACAGAAACACAAGAAAUUCUCUACAGAACAAAAUAAAA